AUGUCCUUCCCCUACAACUCGCAGCCGAUGGGGGCCGGUCAACCCCAGUAUCUGCCCCAGUACUACCAGCCCUUCCCAGCUCAGAUCUACCAAACUACCCCAGCUCAGAUCUACCAAACUACACCAGCUCAGAUCUACCAGCCCUCCCCAGCUCAGAUCUACCAGCCCUCCCCAGCUCAGAUCUACCAGACUACCCCAACUCAGAUCUACCAGACUACCCCAGCUCAAGCUCAGAUCUCUGCGGUCGGUUUCCAGUCGAUGGCGUUCCCGUCGUCGCUGCAGUACGCGGCAGCACCUGCAGUCGCUAUGGAUCCAGCUGGAUAUCAGCAGCAGACCUUGCGGGCGCCUCCCCAAGCCCAGCCUGCUCCCAGCUAUCCCAUGCAGAGCCUUCAGCCUGGCGCUCCCGGACAGCCCUUGAGUGCAGAGAUGUGCAGGGCGUUCGGGAUCAGCGGCUCCCCAGCAGCUCCCCAGCAGGCUGCGGCUGUUCCUUCAGCGGUGAACAAGACAGGAGUGAGCAAGCCGGCUGUUCCUGCUGCUACAAUCGAGGAGGAGCAACCGGUCAUUCAACCUAUCAGAGUGCCAGCACAAGCAGCUCAGCAGCAUAAGCCUGCUCCUGCUCCUGCGCCUGCGCCUGCGCCUGCGCCUGCGCCUGCGCCUGCGCCUGCGCCUGCUGCUCCGCCGGUCACUACCAUGCAAGCCAAACCUGAGCCCGUGAAGCAAGCUGCUCCCGCUAAGCCUGAGCCCGUGAAGCUCUCAACGUCAAAGGAGACGAAGGAGAAUGCGGAGGACAGGAAACCUCAAGCUGCUCCCUUGCAGAAAGCUCCUGCACCAAACCCUAAGAAUGCUUCGUUCCUCUCCUUCCUCCAUAAGGACUGCGAACUCCGGCUCGCGGUCGCCGUCGACUUCACGUCUUCGAACAAGAAGCAUGAAGUGCUCAACAUCCUCCUGCCAUUUUCGCGCGGACAGACGGUGGAGGCGAUGGGGUUCGGAGGGAAGAGAAAGGACAGCAAAGGUGAAGGAUGA
Molecule: messenger RNA, 1023 nt
Organism: Guillardia theta CCMP2712
Lineage: Eukaryota; Cryptophyceae; Pyrenomonadales; Geminigeraceae
Exons: 13
Coding region: 1-1023 (340 amino acids)
Source: RefSeq, a predicted model, not a curated record